AUGCCUGUCGAAGCUGAGGUGUUGCCUCAACCCACACGUUUACCACCUGAUGAAGCACUUGCCGUUAUAUGGGGACUCCUACGGUAUAUUAUUGUUUUCCUGGUUAUUGUAUUUGGAGUAAUUCCAAUUUUAUGUGGGGCGGUAUUUCCACCAUUUUCUGCCCUCUGGGAUGUGUUUUCUGCUAUAUCUCCGUAUGCUUGGGGAUCCGUUGGAAUAGGUAUCGGUAUCGCUCUCUCCAUUAUUGGCGCUGCAUGGGGAAUCCUAACCACAGCUGCCUCUAUCAGCGGGGCUGCUAUUCGUGCCCCUGAAAUACGCAGUAAAAACCUUAUAUCGAUCAUUUUUUGUGAGGCCGUGGCGAUAUACGGUGUUAUCUUGUCUAUUAUUAUGAUGGGAAAAAUGGAGACAAAUGGUAAUGCGAUAGAUGAAAACGGAAAGUAUUCUUAUAAAGCGGCCAUUGCAGGAUUUACACUUUUUGCGGCUGGUUUGGCUGUUGGUAUUGGCAACAUGUCCUGUGGUAUUGCGGUUGGAGUGGUUGGAAGCAGCUGCGCUAUUGCUGAUGCGCACAGUAGUACCUUAUUUGUGAAGGUUCUCGUAAUUGAGAUUUUUGCAUCCGCCCUUGGUAUCUUUGCCGUAAUAGUUGGUAUUUUAAUGUCUCAGAAGGCAUCAAUGAUAUAG
This is a messenger RNA of Trypanosoma theileri, 675 nucleotides long. Its product is annotated as putative vacuolar ATP synthase. Gene Ontology annotation, biological process: proton transmembrane transport. Lineage: Eukaryota; Euglenozoa; Kinetoplastea; Trypanosomatida; Trypanosomatidae. The transcript has a single exon. Gene Ontology annotation, cellular component: proton-transporting V-type ATPase, V0 domain. The coding region runs from base 1 to 675 and encodes 224 amino acids. The record is from RefSeq and is a predicted model, not a curated record. Gene Ontology annotation, molecular function: proton-transporting ATPase activity, rotational mechanism.